AUGGCGCCUGUGCGAAAUCAUCCCGAUCCGAUCCGAGCAGCGAUCCCGUCGUCUGCUUCGAGUCCGAGCUUGAGGUCGAAAGAGAUGGUCGUCGUUCCCAUGCUCUCUCCUGCGCCCAUCAAUCCCGGUGGGAAUGUGAAGGUGGUUGUCCGAGUGAGAGGGUUUCUGCAACGAGGUACCAUCUUUUGCCUUGGUUCUCUGGGAGCACAAUGCCUCAUCGCGAUGAAUCCACAUAACCAGUCGACGAAACUACUCAUACCUCCCACCACCGAUCCGGCGAAUUCACGGGCUCAGACUCGAAAAGUCAUUGAAGAGAAGACCUUUACCUUUGACAACUCUUUCUGGUCGCACAACAGCUCAGACGAGCACUAUGCUCACCAAGAGGACAUCUACAAUGCGCUGGGUGAGGAGUUUCUGGAUCACAACUUCGAAGGCUACCAUACCUGCAUCUUCGCUUAUGGCCAGACGGGUUCUGGGAAGAGCUACACCAUGAUGGGCACGCCGGAGCAGCCAGGGCUGAUUCCGAGAACGUGCGAAGAUCUGUUCGAGAGGAUUGAGUCCAACACGAGUGCCAAUAUCAGCUACAGCGUCAGGGUGUCCUACUUCGAAGUCUACAACGAGCAUGUCCGAGAUCUUUUUCAGCCUCGAACAGAUCCACCGCACUAUCUGAAGAUUCGCGAGUCGCCCACAGAAGGGCCAUAUGUGAAGGACCUGACAGAGAUGCAGGUGAAGAAUUAUGGGGAGAUUCUCAGAUACAUGCGAAUGGGUGACAAUUCCAGAACAACUGCUUCCACGAAGAUGAAUGAUACCAGUUCCAGAUCCCAUGCUGUCUUCACCAUCAUCCUGAAGCAAAUUCACCACGACUAUGACGCAGAUGAGACGACAGAGAGGAUGGCACGAAUCAGACUUGUGGAUCUGGCAGGAUCAGAGCGGGCAAAAGCAACAGAGGCCACGGGACAACGUCUCCGGGAAGGGUCAAAUAUCAACAAAUCUCUCACCACGUUAGGAAGAGUCAUUGCAGCAUUAGCAGACCCUCGACACAGCCGACUCCACAAUCCCAACAGAAAGAAUAAAGACAUUGUCCCGUACCGAGACUCGAUACUCACCUGGCUGCUCAAGGACUCCCUAGGUGGCAACUCAAAGACAGCAAUGAUCGCCUGCAUCGCCCCCGCAGACUACGACGAGACAUUAUCAACACUGCGAUACGCCGACCAAGCCAAGAACAUCCGUACCAAAGCCAUCGUCAACCAAGACCACGUCUCCUCGGCCGAAAAAGAUGCCCAGAUCCGGGAAAUGCAAGAAACGAUCCAAACGCUCCGCUGGACACUCAACCAGCAACAGCAGUCCGUCCCCACAGCUCCAGCAGCCAAGGCCGACAGCGACACACACGCGGAGAAACUACGCGAGUACACGGCGAAAUAUGAGGGCAUGCUGCAGAUGAUGGAUGAGAAACUGGCCAUCUCCGAAUCGAAAGUGCGCCAUCUCGAGCAGGAGAAGGAGACGCUGCAGAUCCAUCUCAAGCUUGUUCUGGACGAGCUGAGGAAUCCGAUCAAGACGACGGCCAAAGAAGAGGUGGUGAGCACCACACCGGUUGUCGUCACGCCCGUGAAGGUGCGAGAGAAGACGCCGGAUCCCAUCUGGCAGGAUGAAGGGUUUGAGAGUGAGGAGGAGGAGGAGGAGGAGGAUGGGGAUGAAGAGGAGGAUGUGGUGGAUCAAGAGCAGGAAGCCGCCGCGUUGGAGAUUCAGGCGCAGAUGGAAUCGUUGAUCUCGGAUCUCGGCUUGUUUCGCAGGAAGGUCAUGGCUGAUCAUGAGAUGUUUGGCGUGAAGAAGACGUCGCGGUGA
Endocarpon pusillum Z07020 is the source of this 1842-nucleotide messenger RNA. RefSeq lists its product as uncharacterized. Gene Ontology annotation, molecular function: microtubule motor activity; microtubule binding; ATP binding. The record is from RefSeq and is a predicted model, not a curated record. Lineage: Eukaryota; Fungi; Ascomycota; Eurotiomycetes; Verrucariales; Verrucariaceae. Gene Ontology annotation, biological process: microtubule-based movement; mitotic spindle organization. The coding region runs from base 1 to 1842 and encodes 613 amino acids. The transcript is spliced from 2 exons.